Molecule: messenger RNA, 2843 nt
Organism: Doryrhamphus excisus (bluestripe pipefish)
Lineage: Eukaryota; Metazoa; Chordata; Actinopteri; Syngnathiformes; Syngnathidae
Source: RefSeq, a predicted model, not a curated record
GAGAGAGAGAGAGAGAGGGAGAGAGGUAGAGGAGGAGGUGGCGGUCGUGGUGAUGGUGUGAUGGUGGGGGGAGUCUACCGUGGCGGAAAUCGGGACGACAUGAGCUCGCCGUGAAAAAUGCUUUAAAAAGCCGAUCUCCCCCCCCCUUCCUCUCUCUUUACUUCACCUUUUUUAAUUACAAAGUGCUUCAUUUCCCGCCGCUUGGCCGCUCUGUUUUUGGUUUUUUGAGGUGAAACGAAGACGAGCAGAAGCUACACUUGACGUGCUCCAGGUAUGAAGAUGAUGAUGAUGAUGACGAUGAUGAUGUCGUACAUUGAUGAGGUGUGACUGAAGGGGGGCCAGAAUGCCGGAGCAAAGCAACGACUACCGGGUGGUGGUGUUCGGGGCAGGGGGAGUUGGGAAGAGCUCACUGGUGUUGCGCUUCGUCAAGGGGACCUUCAGGGACACAUACAUUCCCACCGUGGAGGACACGUACCGCCAGGUGAUCAGCUGCGACAAGAGCGUGUGCACGCUGCAGAUCACCGACACCACCGGGAGCCACCAGUUCCCCGCCAUGCAGCGCUUGUCCAUCUCCAAAGGCCACGCCUUCAUCCUGGUCUACUCCAUCACGAGCAAGCAGUCCCUGGAGGAGCUGAAGCCCAUCUACCAACAGGUCCUGGCCAUCAAGGGCAACGUGGAGGCCAUCCCCAUCAUGCUGGUGGGCAACAAGAGCGACGAAACCCAGCGCGAGGUGGAGACCAAGGACGGCGAGGCCCAGGCCAACCAGUGGAAGUGCGCCUUCAUGGAGACCUCGGCCAAGACCAACCACAACGUCACCGAGCUCUUCCAGGAGCUCCUCAACCUGGACAAGAAGCGCAACAUGAGCCUCAACAUCGACGGCAAGCGCUCAGGGAAGCAGUCGCGUGCCGAGAGACUGAAGGGCAAGUGCAGCAUCAUGUAGGCGGCGGGCCGGGCGAGGGCGAGGGCGAGAGGAAGAAGGAAGCGAGAGAGGAAGACUGAACAGGAAUCCCGUCAUUCACAUCCUUCCCAAGCAUGACUCAGCUGCAGAGAGGAGGCUGGUCGCCGUGGUGAUGAAAGGCUAGGAUCUAGGAUGCACGCAGGAAGGGAAAAAAAAGACACAGACUCGACUCGCUCUCCCCCUCGGCGUUCCUUUUGGGAAAUACAGACGGAACCUCCCUCGUCCUGACCGCAUCUCUUUUGUCAUAACACAUGUGGAAGACGUUUAUACAAAGUGUCAAAGAGCUCCUUUGUCCUCUGAGGUUUGAGAGCAUGAACGCCACACGGCAUCGGAAAGGAAGCUCCUGAGGAUGUAAAUAAACCACAACUCAUCCCCACUCAUCUCACCUUCACCAGAUUCCCACAAUGAAAAACAGGCGCCCCAGCCUCAAUGUCAUACGACAAACAACAAAGAUCCUUCAUCAAUAGCCCCCAAAAGUGGUAACACACACACACACACACAUACCAUGACGCAACAAUCCUUUUAAAGACUCUCUGAAGGCCACAUUGGGGGAGGGGGGGGCGCUCUGGCCUUGCUUGCUUGCUUGUUCGUUUGAGAGGAUGAUCCUCUCUUCUGAUUAUUAUUAUUAUUAUUAUUGCCAAGCCGGUGAGACUCAAAGGAUGUGGAUUUCUGGUUGGGAGGUUCAAGAAUGUCUGUUUUUUGCGGGGAAGUUUAUUUUGUUGGAUUGCCUUCUUUUCGAUGCUUUUUGGGUUUAUGUAAAGCAGGGGUGUCCAAACUUUUUCCAUAUGGGUGGAGUGGGGGGUGGGGGGGCAGCACCUGCUGCUCGUUGAGAAGAGCAAUACAUGCUUUCAUGUUAAGAUUCUCCAAAAGAGUCCAAUAAAACCAGAGUACAUUUAUCCUUCCUGCUACAUCUUCUUAUUCUCUAGCAGAACAGGUGUGUUACGACGCAAAGUUGGAACCACCAGCUACAUUCAGUCCUAUUAUAAUGUGUUUAUUAAUACUGCUACAUAUUCACUGUACGCAGAGUGAAAUAUCUCAACAGUGCUUUUCUUCAUAUUUUGAAUGAUUUUGCUUACAACUAAUAAAAUGUCCUCAGUCAUUAUAUCAUAAAAUGUGUUAGUGGUCAAAAAGUUAGCUAUUGUAAACUACCAGUGUCUGCAAAACCAUCCUUUAAGCCUGUAAUUGCUCUCUUAGUCUGAAUUUAAAUGACUUGUGCAACAUAUUCUCAUUUAUUGACAUGCACCAGUACGCCAAGAAAACCUUUACAUACAUUACAUAAACCUUUACUUACAUACAAGUUUGUAUUUGUGUUAUAAGUGACAUAGCAAAUUAGAGCGAUAGCAAACGAGCUCCGGGUUAGAAGAGCCAAACUUUGGACACCCCUGCUGUAAACUCCAAACACACUCUGAAAAAGCACACGAGUCUAACAAAAAAAAAGAAAUGUAUUUUUUUGUGCAACCUGAUUCUGUACUGUUUUGGUUUUUUUGGUGCCCCUCCCAUCCAAGUAUCUCAGCAUGCACUCAAAUGACCCGCAUCCACAUGCCCUCACAUUGCACUUUAUUACAUAAACACACACUCAUAUUAAAACAUCAAUACCGUCCAUUCACCACUUUUUGGCACAGGAUUCUGCACGUUGUUCUCACAGAAGGGCAGUCCAAAGCACAAUACUUUUUUACCGAUUUGUACCUUUCUUUUUCUUGGUUUUCCCCACUUCCUUAGUCUCCAUUCCUGAGGAACAAUCACCAUCAUAGGUCUCCCUCCCGCCACAUGGCACAAUGAGGUUGUUUUCUGCUGAGCAACAGGGUAUACAUACUAUAAAAGAGAGAGCGGACGGAUGGGCUUGCAGGAUCAUCUCACAUACACACACACACACACACACACAAAC